CAUUUCUGCAUUAUUAAUAUUAUUUAUGAAUUAUAGUAAUAACACUGUUUAUCAUAAAAAAAGAAGCCAUGCUCCUUCCUAUGAUGACAUCGACAUAGCUCCCUCUGGUAUUAUACCAAAAAAGAGGUUUAUUUCCGAGGAAAGUUUUGCAAAGGACAUGGCUGCCAUGUCACUUGAUUCUUCAAAUGAAUAUUUACCUCAACAGUUAAUACAACCAUAUCAACCCACUUGUUAUCAGUUUGAUAACAAUAUUGAUAAAACUGAACUUACUAAGAAUAAAAUAAGAAUUGAUGAUAUUGAUCAGUUCUUAUGUGAUGAUGAAGACAACAGCUUUAUCGAUAAUAUGGAGGAGAUAACUACUGAACAAAAGAGACUUAUUGAUAAUGGCCUUUUAUUAGAGUUAAAACCUGGUGAUAAAAAACCUAGGAUUCCAGACUUUGUACUUGCAAACUCCUCCAAUCUAAUAGAGCUGAUGGAUCCAAGAGAUAAAAUAGCAAUUACAAAUAUAUUACAGCCUAACAAAAGUAAACAACAUAUUGAAAUCUUAAAUCAUCCUAAAAUACUAUCUUAUAAUUCAAUGGAUAUUGAUUAAAAAUGAAUCUUUAUUGUAAAAGUAAUA
This is a messenger RNA of Cokeromyces recurvatus, 619 nucleotides long. RefSeq lists its product as uncharacterized. The record is from RefSeq and is a predicted model, not a curated record. The coding region runs from base 26 to 592 and encodes 188 amino acids. The transcript has 3 exons. NCBI's taxonomy places the organism in Eukaryota, Fungi, Mucoromycota, Mucoromycetes, Mucorales, Mucoraceae.